CUCUCAUCGCAGUUGUUGAUCUAAGCCCCUCCCACACAUUCGCAUACACGACAUCAUGGUUCUCCUCGUCACCUCCGACAAUGAGCAGUUUAUCGUCGACAAGGAGGUUGCAGAGCGCAGCGUCCUCAUCAAGAACAUGCUCGAGGAUGUUGGUGAGAGCGACCAGCCAAUUCCUUUGCCCAAUGUCUCCUCGAGUGUCCUUAAAAAGGUCCUCGAGUACUGUGAGCAUCAUAGGGGAGAGCCCCUACCCACGGCGGAGUCGGAGCAGAGCCAGGAGGAGACUCGGAAGCGGACCACUGAUAUCAGCGAGUGGGACCAGAAGUUCAUCACAGUUGACCAGGAGAUGCUAUUUGAGAUCAUCCUCGCGGCAAACUACUUGGACAUUAAGCCCCUCCUCGAUGUCGGCUGCAAGACAGUGGCAAACAUGAUUAAGGGUAAGACUCCUGAGGAGAUCCGCAAGCUGUUCAACAUCGUCAAUGACUUCACCCCUGAGGAGGAGGCCCAGAUCAAGAAGGAGAACGAAUGGGCGGAGGACCGCUGAGUCCACAGUAUCCAUGCCUUUUCUACAUUUUGAUGUCCUUUAGCUCGCUUUCACCGCGAGUCCUCUACUCGCUGUUGUAUUGAUAUUGAGACAAUGUCACGACUUUGGGAGCUCGGAGUUGCUCUUAGAUGGUCUGACACGAUUAGUACUCUUCUAUGUCGUAUGCGCAUACCUCAUAUAAUGCAACAAAAUGAUCGCAUGGUCGCCG
Postia placenta MAD-698-R-SB12 is the source of this 749-nucleotide messenger RNA. RefSeq lists its product as hypothetical. Gene Ontology annotation, biological process: mitotic cell cycle; SCF-dependent proteasomal ubiquitin-dependent protein catabolic process. The transcript is spliced from 6 exons. Gene Ontology annotation, molecular function: cullin family protein binding. Gene Ontology annotation, cellular component: cytoplasm; nucleus. Lineage: Eukaryota; Fungi; Basidiomycota; Agaricomycetes; Polyporales; Adustoporiaceae. Bases 56 to 541 code for a protein of 161 amino acids. The record is from RefSeq and is a predicted model, not a curated record.